Pelobates fuscus (common spadefoot toad) is the source of this 333-nucleotide messenger RNA. RefSeq names its product hemoglobin subunit alpha-5-like. The transcript has a single exon. The coding region runs from base 1 to 333 and encodes 110 amino acids. Gene Ontology annotation, molecular function: oxygen binding; oxygen carrier activity; organic acid binding. The record is from RefSeq and is a predicted model, not a curated record. Gene Ontology annotation, biological process: hydrogen peroxide catabolic process; oxygen transport. Gene Ontology annotation, cellular component: blood microparticle; hemoglobin complex; haptoglobin-hemoglobin complex. Lineage: Eukaryota; Metazoa; Chordata; Amphibia; Anura; Pelobatidae.
AUGAUACUGUCCUACCCUCAGACAAAGCUCUACUUCACGGGUCUUGACCUGAGACAUGGUUCACAGGAUCUCCGCACUAUUGGUGGACAAAUUAUGAAUGCCAUUGCAAAUGCUGCUGGUCACUUGCAUGACCUUAGCGGCACACAGUCUGCCCUUGAUCACCUCCAGUCAUUCGAAUUGAUGUCUAACCCUGGCAAUGUCUGGCUCCUGUCUCAUUUCAUCCAGGUCACUCUGUCUGCUCACUUUGGAGCUGAAUUCACUCCCAAAAUUAGUGAAGCCUGGACCAAGUUUCUCUUAGAAGUUUACUCUGCUCUGAUUUCUAAAUACCAAUAA